AUAUAUAUAUAUAUAUAUAUAUGCAGAUCUCCCAGUAAUUUUCUCACAUCCAGCUUUUGCAGUGGUAGAUUGGGAGAUGGGUAAAGCCUCCGUAAUCGUGUACAUCACAAUCGCCGUGCUCCUCCUACUGCUCAUCUCCCAAUCUCCCAACAAGGGCAACAAGCACCGCCGCCACCGCCGCCUCAAGCUCCGUUCCAACUUCACCUUCUCUCCGCCCGCCGACGGCCACCUCCACCACCAUGACCGUAUCCAUUUCGACCCAAUUGUCGCCGACAUCGAGCGGAAGCGGGAGGACAAGGAGUGGGAGAAGAUGUACAUAGAGACGCACCACCCGGAGCUGAAGUCCAGCGAGGAACACGCCCCCGGGGAGCAGGCGCAGCCGGAGUGGGAGGACUUCAUUGACGCCGAGGAUUAUCUCAAUGACGAGGAGAAGUUCAAUGUGACUAAUCGGCUGGUGAUGCUGUUCCCUAAGAUUGAUAUUGACCCGCCGGAUGGGUACGUGAGUGAGCGCGAGUUGACUCAGUGGAAUUUGGAGCAGAGCAGGAGGGAUGUGCUGCACCGGACCGAGAGGGAGAUGGAGACUCACGACAAGAACCGCGAUGGCUUCGUCUCUUUUGCCGAGUAUGAGCCUCCCACAUGGGUGCAAAAAUCGGAAAGCAAUUCAGUUGGGUAUGACAUGGGCUGGUGGAAAGAAGAGCAUUUUAAUGCAUCAGAUAUGGAUGGCGAUGGUCUAUUAAAUAUUACAGAAUUCAAUGACUUUCUGCACCCUGCAGACUCCACCAACCCAAAGCUACUACUAUGGUUGUGCAAGGAAGAGAUAAGGGAGAGAGAUAGUGACAAAGAUGGGAAAGUUAACUUCAAUGAGUUUUUCCAUGGGCUCUUCGACUUAGUAAGAAACUAUGAUGAGGAGGGUCACAAUACUUCGCACCAUUCUGAUGAUUCAGGAAGCACUCCAGCUCGAAAGUUGUUUGAUGAGCUUGAUAAAGAUGGCGAUGGAUUUUUGUCUGAUGUGGAAUUACUACCUAUAAUUGAAAAACUUCAUCCAUCGGAGCGUUACUAUGCUAAGCAACAGGCUGAUUACAUCAUACAACAGGCUGACUCGGACAAAGAUGGACGUCUGACUUUGUCUGAGAUGAUUGACAGUCCAUAUGUAUUCUAUAGUGCAAUAUUCAAUGAAGAUGAAGAAAGCGACUAUGAAGAGUACCACGAUGAGUUCCGUUAGCUCACAUCUAUGUGAGGUUGUAGUAAGGUGCUCAAAGUGAAGUCAGUCUCGUACAUUGCGUAUUUGUGAUAUUUAUCGAAGUGGUGGAGGUGUUUGUAAGCAACCAGACGCUGCACCGGAUAUCUAUCGACUACUAAAAAUGGUGGUAACUUUUGUUAGCCAUUUUCGUGCCACUGAGAUCAUCCCUCUCAUGUUUCAUUUGCCACUGCAGAUUGUUGACUUUUUUGAUUGUGUAGAGAGGAAACUAAGUAGGGAGGAUUAAAUGAUUAGUGAUUACAGGGUAGAUAGUAAUUUAAAAUCAAACUUGUCGCUUUAACACUUGUUUCCAUAUCGUUUGCAGUUGAUUGGUAGGACUUGUUCAAUAUCACACUAAACCAUUUUGUAAUCUAUAGAUUAUUAUUGCUGAUUUUUAGCGUGUUUCAGCUUGAAUUAAAAUAUCAUACUUUAC
Molecule: messenger RNA, 1670 nt
Organism: Ipomoea nil (Japanese morning glory)
Lineage: Eukaryota; Viridiplantae; Streptophyta; Magnoliopsida; Solanales; Convolvulaceae
Product: calumenin
Exons: 7
Coding region: 77-1222 (381 amino acids)
Cellular component (GO): endoplasmic reticulum
Molecular function (GO): calcium ion binding
Source: RefSeq, a predicted model, not a curated record